AGACGCAUGCGUUUGUGUAUUUUGGAGGUUUUUGGUAACCUCAAAUAAUGUUGUAAUUAUUAUUUUAAAUAAAUUGUGAAAAAUACAAACGCCAAAAAUGGAUGAUUUACAACUGAAUAUACAAAUUGGGAAAAAAGUAAAACCUAAAUCUUUUACUGCAAAAAAUGCAGAAAAUGCAGGGGAAUACAAAUUUGUGCCAAAACCACAGUUUGCUGGGAAAACUAUAGCGAGAAAACGGCCACAACACUUAGUUGGCAAAAACAUUAAAUUAGAUGCACCACAAAGUAAGGUCCCCAAAUUAUCAGUACCAGACAAGAAUUCUACAAGCUUGGACAAACGAUUACAAGAUCUGAGCGAGAACAAAGGGAAGUAUCAAGGAAAAGACUAUCAGGAUUUGAAUGAUGAACUCCAAGUAAAACAAAAGUCCAAAAGCGGUACAUGGAUUUCUUCAUUAUUUAAAAAUAAUCCUGAAGUGCCUAAAAUUGGACAAAGGGCAGUGAAACCUUUGGUGGAAAAAGUGUUUGCUGGUAAAACUUUUACAGAUUUAAAUAUACAUCCCCACAGUGUAGCAAACUUACAACAGAAUUUGGGUCUUAAAGAAUUGAUGACAGUACAGCAAAAGGCGAUACCAGUAAUAUUACAGGGUCGUGAUGUGUUGAUCAGAUCACAGACUGGCUCGGGAAAGACCCUUGCUUAUGCAUUGCCAGUUAUAGAGGGCUUGCAAGCAAUUCGUCCUAAAAUAAAUAGGCACGAUGGCAUCCGAACAGUUGUAGUAGUCCCAACAAGAGAAUUGGCGGUGCAGACUUACGAGUUAUUUGUAAAGCUGGUUAAGCCAUUCACUUGGCUUGUACCUGGUCUAUUAAGUGGUGGACAGAAAAGAAAAGCUGAAAAGGCAAGACUAAGGAAAGGACUAAACAUAUUGAUUGGCACACCAGGUAGAAUUAAUGACCAUUUAAGACAUACCCAAUCUUUAAAUUUUGCUAAAACUGGAUGUCUAAUAUUAGAUGAAGCAGACAGGUUAUUAGAUAUGGGGUACGAAAAAGAUGUUGCAGCAAUUGUAAAAGCUAUAGAAGAUCAUAAGAAAGCAUCAACUUACAACCCUUUAGCUCUGAUGAAACAAAACAUGAAACAAAAUACUGAUGAUAUUUCUGAACCACAAGUUCCUAGUGAACAGGAAACAGAAAGUGACAUAAAGCAUAAACUAACUGAGGUAUUUCUAUCAAAGGAAAGGCAGACUAUAUUGUUAUCAGCAACUCUUACCAAGGCUGUUGAGAAUUUAGCAGGAAUUACCAUGGCGGAUCCUGUUUUUGUAGAUACUUCUGAAGGAAGAGCUGUUGUAGCAGAUUCAUUAAAAGAUAAGAAUGUUGUCAACAAUAAAAUGUUGGAAAAAAUUAAAGAAGAAAAUAAACCUAAACCUGAAAACUCUCCUGUAGAAGAAUCUGAGAUUAAUCAUAAUAAGACAUGUGACGAGAAGAAGGUAGAUAAAAGGAAAGGGUUGGUUGAAUUUAGUGGCCAGAAUCAUCGUGAUUUAUUUGACAUAAAAGCUGAAUCUACUCCUAUGGCAAAUAAUACAGAAGAUAGUGAUAGUGAUUCUGAUUACGAAUAUUUUAAAGUCCAAAAGCAGUUAGAAUCAAAGAAACCUGCAAUUGUGGAAGUAAAAGUUGAAGACAAAGAAGAACCUGCUACAGACAAUAAAGAAAGCAUCUUUCAUAAAGCUGUAAAAUCAGCCAUAGUUGAAGAUGAAUUAGUACUACCAGCAAGUGUAAAUCAAACAUUCCUGAUAGUGCCAAUGAAGUUAAGAUUAGUAACACUUUGCUCUCUAAUUAUUGAACAUUGUGUUUUAAAUAAGAAAGGAGGUAAAAUGAUAGUAUUCAUGGCAACAUUAGAAAUGGUAGACUAUCAUUCAGAGUUGAUAGAAUCUGUAUUGACCGGAGAUAAAGUAAAAGUUAAAAAAAAGAAUGGGCAAGGGAAAAAAGCCGUUGGUACAAAGAGAAAAGCUGAUGAUGAUAACAAUGAAAGUGAUUCAAAUAGUUCAGAUUCAGAUUAUAAAGUAGAUUAUAAUAACCAAGAGGAAGGAGGGUUGGUGCCAGUCGAUUUAGAAAUGUUCAGUCUCCACGGUUCUAUGCCGCACGAACAGAGAAUGGAAGUCUUCAAACAAUUUAGAGCGGCACGGAAUGGCGUACUCAUUUGCACGGAUGUGGCAGCUCGUGGCUUGGACGUACCUAGAGUUGAUUUGGUGCUUCAGUAUUGUGCCCCAGCAUCAGCUACCGACUAUGUUCACAGAGUGGGCAGAACAGGACGCGCUGCUCAAGUUGGCGCUGCAGUCAUGUUCUUGUUGCCCAGUGAGGCGGAAUUCGUCAGGCAUUUGGAACAGAAACGAAUCAGAUUACGCCAGUCGGACGAGUCAAAAGUUCUGGAACCGCUGCGUAGUGUCGCUCCCACUGCAGCUAAUGCAGCCCGCGCUGCCAUCGCGGUGCAGUCCAAGUUGGAGUAUACCGCUCACAGCUCUAAAGAAUGGCUCGCGCGUGCUAGUAGAGCUUAUACGUCAUGGGUAAGAUUUUACUCGGGCUACCCUCGCGAGGUGCGUCAAUGGCUGGAUGCAAAGCAGCUUCAUCUUGGUCACGCUGCUAAAGCGUUCGCCUUGCGUGACACACCCGCUGUAUUAGCAAGGAGAGUUAAAAAUUUACCUAAUAUGAAGGAGAAACCGACCAAUAGACUCACGGUGCAUAUAGACGAAGAGAAGAAGAGGCCUGGCUUUCCGAGGAUGAAGAUUGGUGGUUACGGAAGCAACGUUACAAAAAAGCAAUGUUCAAUGCACACAGCCAGCGAGUACGAUAGUGGCCUGCCGCCGUUGGAGCAAGUCCAAAAACAAAAGAAGAGGAAAAACAAAUGAUCCCCUGUGAAGAUAUAACGCAAAAACAUUAUUGAUUGUUAAUAAAAUGACUUUACUUUU
This is a messenger RNA of Diatraea saccharalis (sugarcane borer), 2953 nucleotides long. The record is from the annotation of a GenBank genome assembly. Lineage: Eukaryota; Metazoa; Arthropoda; Insecta; Lepidoptera; Crambidae.